Neopsephotus bourkii (Bourke's parrot) is the source of this 2095-nucleotide messenger RNA. RefSeq names its product interleukin-20-like. The coding region runs from base 822 to 1466 and encodes 214 amino acids. The record is from RefSeq and is a predicted model, not a curated record. NCBI's taxonomy places the organism in Eukaryota, Metazoa, Chordata, Aves, Psittaciformes, Psittacidae. The transcript is spliced from 6 exons.
GGUGGCUGAUCAAAGGUCUGAGUGAGGUUUCUGUCCUUCUGCAGGCUGAUAACUUCAGACUGUGCAUUAUGAUCACCUGUGGUCCCGAAAACCAAGAGACUUCUGGCUGGGUCACCCCAAAGCCCUGCCUCUCGCAUCUCCAGUCUCCGAAUACCAGGGACAUGCUGAUGGAGAUGAGUGUCCAUCCACCUGAGGAGCAAGCCUGAGGGCAGGGCUCCCUGUACCUGGCAGGUGAAGGCCCCAUGUGCCAGAACAGGGAUGGAGAAAGGUCUUGCCAACUUUCUGAAUCAUGCUACUUUUACUCGUGCCCCAUGUGUCCUAUUGCCAGGAGCCCUGGGCUGUUUGGACCACCGGCAUCCCCAGGGAGGGGUUGCUGCUCAGUUUCCCGCAUCCCAAUGCCUCUGUGAUGAGCUGGGAAUGGUUCCUUUCCAGGAGGGGUUUGGCAAUGGGGUUUAUGCUGGGGGCAGGACUCGAGCUUGGCUUUUUGGGAAUGUAACCCCCAUGAUGGUCCCUCCUUUUGGCUGAGUCCUUCUUCCCAAACGGAAGAUGACAUGACAAUGCCAAGAUUUCCCGCCUCCGUAGGUGAGGGAAGCACCUGUGGGUGAGGGAGCUGGUCCCUUUCACUAGCUCAUUAAUUCAGUAAAUUACAAAGGGAAAUACAUGCUGGGAAAAGCAAGGAAAAUUCCAAAAGUCAAUCCAAGAGUUGUUUCCUCCUGACACAUGGAUAAAACCGCGUUCUUCAGAGAUCAGCAGGUCAGAAUCCAGGCAGACGUGUGAACCUACAUCAUAGAACCAGGUCUGUGCUGGCAUCCUGCAGCAGCAUGAAGGGAUCCCACUUGUUCCUCUGCCUCUUCUCCAUGUCGUGCUGGUUGGAUCUGAUGCCCACAGCUGGGAACAGAAUCUUCCAUUUUGGAAGCUGCAGGGUUUCAAUGAGCAUGACUGAGAUCAGGCUUGGCUUCACUGCAAUUAAAGCCAACAUUCAAGCCAGAGACCCCAUCAAGACCCUGAGCAUUUUGUCCCACCCGCACUCUCUGCACAAGGUUAAGUCUUCAGAUAGGUGCUGCAUCACCCAUCACCUCUUCAACUUCUACGUGGACAAAGUCUUCAAGCACUGCAAGACUGAGGAUUCAUACAUCAACCGAAAGAUCAGCAGCAUAGCCAACUCCUUCCUCAGCAUGAAGAGGACGCUCAGGCAGUGUCAUGAGCAAAAAAAAUGCACGUGUGGAGAGGAAUCCACUGAGAAAUUUAAGCAAAUACUUGCAAAUUAUGAAGGGCUAAAUGUCACAUCCGCAGCAAUGAAAUCCCUAGGUGAGCUGGACAUCCUGCUAGAUUGGAUGGAGAAGUCUCAGAGAGCAGAAGGUGUUAACAACCCACCAAAGGCUGGGGCUAAGGAAGCUGCUGGCACAUUGCACACACCAGUGGUGAGCAGGAAGACAAUGUGCUGUACCACUGCAGAAUCCCACUGACUGCAGCUGUGUUCAGACACUGAGUGUUUUACUAGCUGGGUAUGCAGGUGAAUGCAUCAGCAGAGCCUUGCAUGAAGGUGGAAAUAUCGAGGUUGAUCAAAUGAGCACAGCACUCACUUAGCUGCCUUCUAUCAAAGGAUGCUCUCCAAGGGAAGAUCUCAUGGGGUUUCUCUUGCUGCAGACAUAGACUGUGAUCGUUUCAUAAAAAUAUCAGUUAAAUUAUCAUUUUUUUAUAGAGAGAAUGUAUAUUCAUGACUGUUGGAAUGGUUCUGGUGUUGUUAAUGCUGCAGAGCACUGCUCAUACGUCUGGGCUCAGUCUUAUGAUGCUGCUGCUGCUGCUUGGUCUGGCUGAAACAAGGUUCAGAGGGUGAGAAAUGCUUCCAAGAAUAGGUCCUAGCAGGUAUGUCAGGCCGUAGAACUCUAUGUUCCCUUUCGAGAUGAUAUUUUGUGCCUUAUCAGUAAAAGAACAGUUCCUACACGAGAUACGUGGUUGCUGGAUAGAAAAAGGUUCAUGCGUGUACGAUGUAAUUUACUGACAGUAGUAAGCUUUGUGGAAAGCUGUUACAAUUACUGUAAAUAAACCCCACCUGAAACUGUGAUGAGUCUGCCCGGAUUCUGAGGAAUUACAU